CAGGCUCCCGCCCCGCAGUCAUGUCGACCGCUAUGAACUUCGGGACCAAGAACUUCCAGCCGCGGCCCCCGGACAAGGGCAGCUUCCCGCUGGAUCACUUCGGUGAAUGUAAAAGUUUUAAAGAGAAAUUCAUGAAGUGUCUCCGUGACAAUAAUUUUGAAAAUGCUUUGUGCAGAAAUGAGUCAAAAGAAUACUUAGAAUGCAGAAUGGAGAGGCAACUGAUGGCACAAGAACCACUGGAGAAACUGGGAUUUGGAGAUUUGAUAGAUGGAAAAGCAGAGGCAAAAAAUAAGUUUUGAUGAGAGGAAGACCACCAGGCUGUGCUCGGGGACUGCUCAGGACAGAGCACACUGCACCACUUCCUGAGCCCCGAAGACCUGCGUGUCUUCCUUAGAAACACUGUCAGGAUGCCCUUGAGACGCUCCACGUGAGGUUCAGGUAGACGCGUCCUUGUGGAUGCGUCUCACGUGGAGGGAAAGGGCUUAUCUUCCAAAGUUCCCCAAAUUAUUUUCAAGAAUGAUUGGUCCUUGUAGAUGCUCAUUUUCUCAUAAGAGGGUGGUUUAAGUCCAGUUGUGUGACAGUUCCCAGGGAGGCUUAGGACAGGAGGUAAGAAUGCCAGAGUAACAGCUCACUGUGGGCGAGUACCUUGAGUCUGCUGUGAAAUGGUGGCUUUGUAUUAAAUACUCUGAAUUGCUUUUUAAUACUAAUGUGUAAAUGGACACAAAUUUCAGUCUGUUAUAUACACAGAAGUCAUCAGAAAAUAACCAUUUCCUAGCAAAAUAUUUUUCUUUUCAUACUUAAAAAUAUAUAUGCCAGUUCAUUUCCUUUUUUCUUCUUUUUUUUUUAAUAAAAGUAGAAUACUACUAACUAGGAAGUGAGAAAUCAUUUGGCUUUUGACAUAUUUGACUUCUUGAUUUUUUCUGGUUAUGCCUAAACAUCAAGUAUCUUUAAAAUCAGGGUGUUAAUUCCUGACUUGUAUCAGACUAUAUUUAUAAAACUUGAUAUUUACUUUCAAUAACUCAUUUAUUGUAACUCUGAAAAAUAGAAUGUUAGCACAUUUGUAGUUAGACUUA
This is a messenger RNA of Galeopterus variegatus (Sunda flying lemur), 1073 nucleotides long. Its product is annotated as cytochrome c oxidase assembly protein COX19. NCBI's taxonomy places the organism in Eukaryota, Metazoa, Chordata, Mammalia, Dermoptera, Cynocephalidae. Gene Ontology annotation, cellular component: mitochondrial intermembrane space. Gene Ontology annotation, biological process: mitochondrial respiratory chain complex IV assembly. The record is from RefSeq and is a predicted model, not a curated record. The coding region runs from base 21 to 299 and encodes 92 amino acids. The transcript is spliced from 3 exons.